This is a messenger RNA of Durotheca rogersii, 981 nucleotides long. RefSeq lists its product as uncharacterized. The coding region runs from base 180 to 962 and encodes 260 amino acids. Lineage: Eukaryota; Fungi; Ascomycota; Sordariomycetes; Xylariales; Xylariaceae. The record is from RefSeq and is a predicted model, not a curated record. The transcript is spliced from 3 exons.
GUCGGACGGGUUUUCUUUGGGGUUUCUUUUCUUAUUAGUCAACGCCAUAUAACGACACGAGAACUGCCCCCAAAAUUUCUGGAAGCCUUCCCGCCUUGACGCUGAACAACCCGAUAAGCCGACCGACCUUCUUCGCUCUUCUUCAUCAUCUCCCUCCCCGGACCCUCAACCUCGACAAGAUGCACGCCACCACGAUAUUAGUUUCGUUUCUGGGUGCCUCCACCGUCACCGCUGCUCCGAUAUGGCCAAAGGUUAACUGGGACGCCGCUAAGACUGACGGUUACGAUACCGUCUCCGAGUACUUCAACAUGUUGGCGCAGAAGGUCGCAGUAGGAAAACUCCUAUCGAUAGCGCCGGUUUGUGAUCUCUCCAAGGCAAAGAUGCCCGCGGCUCCCGAGCCGCUGACGCCUCCCUCCCCUGGCCUCACUUUGUCCCAUGUAGCCAUUGGCCGCGGUACGCAGAACUACACGUGCGAUACCGCCAACCCGACAGCCGCCCCCGUUCUAGCGGGUGCCGUAGCGACGCUCUUCAACGCCAGCUGCGUUGCCUCGACAUACCCCGACCUGCUGAAUAUGCUGCCGAAGCUGGCGAUGCAGUUCAACCUCACCACACGGGAAGGCUCGCCGAUGGGGCCAACGAACUUGAUCGUCUCGGGCACCCACUUCUUCACCAACAACACGACGCCAUUCUUCAACCUCGACACGGAGCAGUACAAGAUCGGUGAGGCAGGCUGUGCCAAGGACAGCCAGACCCCGGCGCCGUCCGACGCGCCCGUGGGCCAGCUGGGCGAGCCGGCCGUUCCCUGGCUCCGCCUCAAGACCCGCGAGGGCGCCACCGGCAACCUUCAAGAGGUCUACCGCCUCGAGACGGUGGGUGGCAGUGCGCCCGCGACGUGCGAGGGCAUGCCGGCCACGUUCGAGAGGCAAUAUGCCGCGCAAUACUGGUUCUGGCGUAGCCAAUAGGUUCACCUGCUUCUACCAU